Necator americanus (New World hookworm) is the source of this 474-nucleotide messenger RNA. RefSeq lists its product as uncharacterized. The record is from RefSeq and is a predicted model, not a curated record. The coding region runs from base 1 to 474 and encodes 157 amino acids. Lineage: Eukaryota; Metazoa; Nematoda; Chromadorea; Rhabditida; Ancylostomatidae. The transcript has a single exon.
AUGAUGAAGGACAUGACCCCCGAGCUGGGAAGGAGGAAACGAGCGGCUUGGGGAGCAUUCAAGAGCAUCGAGGAUGUAGUGAAGAGGACCAAGUACAUCCGGCUCCGUGCUCACCUAUUCAACACCACCGUUCUUCCUGCUUUGACCUACGCUUCAGAAACGUGGGCGUUUCGCAAGGAGAAAAAUGUGAUCAGCAUCAUUGAACGCGGAAUUGAAAGGGUGAUGCUAGGAGUAACCCGCUUUACGAAAGUGAAAGAAGAGAUUCGAAGUUCACUCCUAAGUCAAGAAUCGAAGAUCAGAGACGCUGCCGCAUAUGCCAAGGAAAGGAAAAUUAGGUGGGCCGGACACGUGAUGCGCUUUGAUGACAACCGUUGGACCAGACCCGUGAGCGACUGGGUUUCCCGCGAUAUCAAGCGCACUACCGUCGACCCGAUGGUCAUCUUUUUUCACGAAGUACUUCAAAGACAAUUAUGA